AUGACAGAGGAAGUCAACACUUCAGGUUUAAAGAGACUAUUCGAGAAAAGAAACCUCAAGGGAAGUAAGGAUAAUGGGUGUUGGUCUCUUGCUGGUUACAAUGAGCUAAACCUACUUAUCAAGAGUCACUACUCUGGGUUGAUCACUGAGUGUGAAAGCUCCUCUUUGAGAAAUAGCUACCUCAGUGAGCUGGUUGGGCUGAACAUAGGCCUGAGCUUUUCAAUCGAAAGGAGACAUUGA
This is a messenger RNA of Arabis nemorensis, 240 nucleotides long. The record is from the annotation of a GenBank genome assembly. Lineage: Eukaryota; Viridiplantae; Streptophyta; Magnoliopsida; Brassicales; Brassicaceae.